Chiloscyllium plagiosum (whitespotted bambooshark) is the source of this 1299-nucleotide messenger RNA. The record is from RefSeq and is a predicted model, not a curated record. NCBI's taxonomy places the organism in Eukaryota, Metazoa, Chordata, Chondrichthyes, Orectolobiformes, Hemiscylliidae.
UUGUACAUGCGUUUGUGUGCAACUGAAGCUUCGGCCAUGGAGAAACAUGAGGAAUGCUGCCACGUGGAGAAAUCAUGGAAGUGUGGUGACUGCGGGAAAGGCUUCUGUGUCCCAUCUGCCCUGGAGACUCAUCGGCGCAGUCACACCAGAGAGAGGCCUUUCAGCUGCCCUGAGCGCAGGAAGGGCUUUACCCAGGCUUCUGCCCUGUGGACUCACCAGCGGGUCCGCACAGGAGAGAGGCCAUUCCCGUGUCCCGAGUGCAGGAAGGCCUUCAGCAAUUCCUCCCACCUGCUGACUCACCGGCGGGUCCACACUGGGGAGAGGCCCUUCACUUGCCCCAAGUGCGGGAAGGGAUUUAGUCAGGUUACAAGAAGAGAAGGAUCUACAGAGAGAAGUCUGAAAGCAAAAGUCAUUUCAGGUCUGAAACAGCCACUCAACUCGCCAUGAGCUGAAGAUCACACGUCUCUGGACCUCAAAUGUGAAAGGUUUAUCUGUUCUGUUGGCUUCAAAGGUUUUUAAACAUCAGUGCGAUUGGAAAUUCUUGGAGUGAGAGAACACGCACACAUGAAUGUGAAAGUGUUCAAUUUACCAUCAGAGGAAGUAUCCCUAGGAACACUGCCUGAGUGAGAGUCUUCCUAUGUACUUGGCUGUGGAAGGAGCUUGAACCAGUUAGACAGAUCAAACCCUCACUGCACAAUUGUUACGGACCAGACUGGAUACCCAGACAAAAAGUUGAAGAAGGUAGCCGUGACCCUCACUUUUUCGCAUUUUAAAGCUACGUGUGAAAUGUAACUGCUGGCCGUUAAGCAAAGUACGGUUUGUUUAAAUGCUGUUAUUAAAAUACAGCCAAAGAGAGGAAUUUAGGAUAAUUCCGCAGACUGGAAACUUAAUAGACACACAGUAACUGUUACUAAGUAACUAUUCCAGUAAAGUAAUGUCCCAUUAAACACACCCCUUUUGGCAAAAAGGCAAAUUCCAAAACAGAUUUUCCCAUCGAGUUCUCCAGGAGGAACAAACCAACAAGAGCAAAUUCAGAGAGAGUAGCAGCCAAGAGACAAUCACUGAAGCUUCCAACUCCUCCUACUUAAGGCUAAAAUCUAAAAAAAAGUAGAAAAUGUGGUCUAAGAGCACUGGCCAUGCUCAAGUUGCUCCCAUUGGUCUGUUCCGAAUGUUGUGUUUGUGCUCGCCUCCGCCACCUCCUCUAGUGGCACGUUCUGUGUGCGCACCACCCUCUGGGUGGGGGAUAAAGGUUGCCCAUUGGGUCCCUUUUGUCUUUCCUCUCCUGCCUUGGACCCACAC